Messenger RNA from Eucalyptus grandis, 1782 nucleotides. RefSeq names its product cysteine-rich receptor-like protein kinase 1. The record is from RefSeq and is a predicted model, not a curated record. Gene Ontology annotation, molecular function: ATP binding; protein kinase activity. Gene Ontology annotation, biological process: protein phosphorylation. Lineage: Eukaryota; Viridiplantae; Streptophyta; Magnoliopsida; Myrtales; Myrtaceae.
AUGAAGUCGAACGAAGCGAGCCCAUCAAUCGCCCUUCCUCUGCUCGCGCUCUCCUCGUUCUUCUUCUCUCUCGCCGUCUCCGAUCCUCGAAUCACCGAAGCGCGCCUCAUCUGCCAGAACUCCACUUGGAUUGUCCCUGGAAAUGUCGUCUCCAUCGGCAUCGCCAUCAUGAGCAAGUUCUCGUACAGCUUCGCUGCCCAGGGCUGGGGCAAGUACUCCCUCGCCUCGCCGCUGCCAGCAGUGUACGGCCUCGCCCAGUGCCAUGGGGACUUGACUGAGACCGAGUGCCGCCUCUGCUUUACCGAGAGCUGGCCCCGGAUUGCCCGCUGCCUCCCCAACUUUGGUCGGCUCUACCUUGACGGCUGCUUCCUCCGUUACGGCAGUUACGACUUCUACAACGAGACCGUCGAUCCAACGCACGACAUGCACAAGUGUAGUUCCAAUUUGACAGUCCCGGCGGAGAUCGUGGCCGAGUUCUCCGAUAGGGUGGACCGGGUCCUGAGGAAUGUCUCGGCCAGUGCAGUGCGGAACAAGGGCUUCGCGGUGGCUGGGGAGGACGGAAUUGGAGGAGUCGCCGGGGCAUAUGCUUUGGCACAGUGUUGGAGCACGCUUGAUGCCGGCGCUUGCAGAGUCUGUUUGGAGAAUGCGACUUCGAUGGCGAGAAGCUGUGCACCUGGAGAAGAAGCGCGGGCCAUGAACGUGGGAUGCUUCCUCCGUUACUCGACCACAAAGUUCUACGACGUCCCCAGUAGCAAGUUCUAUAUCGUCCCCGGUAGCGGAGGGUUCCGCAUCACCAUAGCAAUAAUCUCAUCGACUACUUGCAGCGACUUCACUUGUUCUCAUUGGUGCAUACAUUGGAUACAAAAAGAGAAGGCCACCAACUUCUUUGAUGACUCGAGGAAGCUAGGCCGGGGCGGCGGUUCCGUGUACAAGGGGAUUUUACCCGACGGGAAGGUCGUCGCGGUUAAGCGGUUGGUGUUCAACACAUGCCAAUGGGCAGAUGAAUUCUUCAAUGAGGUGAACCUGAGUGGGAUCCAACACAAGAACCUCAUGAGGAUUUUGGGAUGCAGCAUCGAAGGCCCAGAAAGCCUUCUCGUCUACGAAUAUCUUCCUAAAAGAAGUCUUGAUCUAGUUCUUUUUGUCAACGAUGCGACCCCCGUCCUAACUUGGGAGGAGAGGCUGCACAUCAUCAUAGGAACAGCUGAGGGCCUCGCAUAUCUUCAUGGAGGUUGUGGAGUGAAAAUCAUCCAUCGGGACAUAAAAACCAGCAACAUCCUCCUUGAUGAAAAUCUCACAGCGAAAAUCUCAGAUUUCGGGCUUGCCCGAUGCAUUGCUAUGGAUAAGUCUCAUCUUAGUACAGGAAUCGCCGGCACACUUGGUUACAUGGCACCUGAAUAUUUAAUGAGGGGACAGCUAACGGAGAAAGCUGAUGUUUAUGCUUUUGGGGUGCUGGUUCUUGAAAUCUUGAGUGGUAGGAAGAAUAGUGUGUACACACGGGGGUCGAGCUCGGUAUUACAGUCGGUAUGGAAGCAUUACAAGUCAAAUAAUUUGGUUGCAUGCAUUGAUCCGGCCUUACAAGGUAAAUUCCCCAUCCUGGAGGUGUCGAAUGUGCUCCAAAUCAGCCUCCUAUGCACUCAAGCCUGCAUGGAAUUGCGACCGCCCAUGUCUGGAGUCGUCGAGAUGCUCCACGACAAAAAUCGUGUAGUCCCCCAACCGAGCCAACCCCCGUUCGUCAACGCUAGCAUGCUGUUUGACAAAUCUAGCAGCAAAAGCUCUACAUGA